UUCACAAUCUUAAUUAUAUCCUUCAGCUAGGUUGUGCUUUUGCUUCACUGUCCCCUGGACUUUGGUCUUGGUUUUGUGCAGGAAAUUUUGCUUUGGUGCAUCACCAUCAUCAUCACUUUCAUUCGGAUUUAGAAAAGUGCUGGUGACUGAAUCCAACCAAAUUUGACUUACGUGUUCUGAUUUGUUGCACACUGUUAUAUGUUCUUCUGAUACUUGAACAAUACCUAUGAUUUGACCCAGAGCCUGUGUUUAAUGUGAAGCAGCUCUGCUUGUUCAGCUAGUCAGAAAGUCCAGUAAGCUGCAGUAAUCCGAUUGUUCCUACUGUUUAUCUCUCUCUUCAAUACACACACACACACACACACACACACACACACACGAAAAUGGCUGUAGCAAAAGAAGACAUUUAUCCUAAAAAGAUUCUGGAGUACAUGGAAGGUUACAUGGUGUCAAAGACUUUGUUUGUAGCAUGUGAGUUAGGGGUGUUUGAUCACCUGCAUGCCUCAGAGUGCCCCCGAACUGCAGAGGAAAUAGCGCAAAAAUUGGGAACAAAUAAAGAUGGAACAGAACGACUUCUUUUAGCUUGUGUUGGACUUGAACUCCUAAUCACACAGUCAAAUGAAAAAGGGCAAGUUGUCUACAGUAACACAGAAAUGUCCACCAUGUUUCUGACAAAAUCAAGUCCACGAUCUCUUUAUCAUUCGAUUGAGUACAACUCCAACACUAUUUACCUGUGCUGGUGUUACCUGACUGAUGCAAUCAGAGAGGGAAAGAAUCAGUAUGAGAAAGCUUUUGGCAUUAGUUCCAAGGAUCUGUUUAAAGCCCUAUACAGGUCUGAGGAAGAAAUGGUGAAGUUCAUGCAGCUGAUGAACUCCAUCUGGAAUGUCUGUGGCCGAGAUGUGAUCAGUGCCUUCAACCUCUCUCAGUUCAGGAGCAUCUGCGAUCUUGGAGGCUGCAGUGGGGCUCUGGCCAAGCACUGUGUGUCGAUUUACCCAACAUGCAAAGUCACCAUUUUUGAUUUGCCGAAAGUCAUAAAAGUGUGUCGUGAUCACUUCCUGUCUGAGGAGAAUGAGGGAAUAUUAUUCCAUGAAGGAGACUUUUUUAAGGAUGAACUUCCUGAGGCUGAUCUCUACAUCCUGGCAAGGAUUCUGCAUGAUUGGACAGAUGACCGAUGUAUAGAGCUGCUGAACAAAGUUUACCAAGCUUGCAGGCCAGGAGGUGGCGUAUUAGUGAUCGAGUCCCUCCUUUAUGAAGACAACAGCGGUCCUCUCUCCACUCAGCUCUACACACUCAACAUGCUUGUUCAGACAGAGGGUCAAGAGCGAAAAGCAUCGGAGUACACACACCUGCUCAACACCGCUGGGUUCAGGGACACACAUGUCCACAUCACAGGGAAACUCUACCACAGCAUCCUUGCACGCAAAUAGAGAAUAACAUAUACAAACAAAGAGACAGAUCAUGUUUUGCCAACAGUACAAAACAGAUUUGUGCUCAGUUUCUUUAAAGAACAUUAAAAACAGCUUUAACUAUCUUAUUCUUCAUCCUUUGCUUUCUAAAUAAAUACUUUUCUUUUGCUUUGCUAACCAGGUAGCUAGAAACUACCCAACACACUUUGGCUAGCCAGUUACUGUGAGCUAACGUUAUAUAGUGUAUAUUUCAGCAUAGCUCACUUGGUUAGUUAUUAAGCGUAAUUGCUCAAAUGUGUUCCUCAGAUAUAUAAAUGGUCAUAUUAGUUGUCCAUGUAAAAAAGUAGACAUGUAAAAAAGGUGAGUUGUAAAAAUAAUUUUUCAAAUCACUUCUCACCAAACACUAAGUUGGGUUUUUUAUUUUUAUUUUAUUUUUUUUAAUGACUU
Molecule: messenger RNA, 1850 nt
Organism: Neoarius graeffei (lesser salmon catfish)
Lineage: Eukaryota; Metazoa; Chordata; Actinopteri; Siluriformes; Ariidae
Gene: asmt
Product: acetylserotonin O-methyltransferase
Exons: 8
Coding region: 381-1424 (347 amino acids)
Biological process (GO): methylation; melatonin biosynthetic process
Molecular function (GO): acetylserotonin O-methyltransferase activity
Source: RefSeq, a predicted model, not a curated record